Molecule: messenger RNA, 414 nt
Organism: Mizuhopecten yessoensis (Yesso scallop)
Lineage: Eukaryota; Metazoa; Mollusca; Bivalvia; Pectinida; Pectinidae
Product: signal peptide, CUB and EGF-like domain-containing protein 3
Exons: 2
Source: RefSeq, a predicted model, not a curated record
GGCCAGUUGUAUGAAGCCUGUGCCUCAGGAUAUUUCUGUAAAUCGGGCUCCAAGGACGACAUGCCAACUGUCGUAACAAACUUCACCUGUAGCGCCAAUGAUGAGUGUGCCGGUCUGUGUCCGAGUGGCUACUACUGUCCAGUUGGAAUCGAAGAACCAAUACCAUGUCCUAAAGACACUUACCGCGGCCAUCCAGGGGGAGCGGCUGUGUCCGACUGUGACAAAUGUCCAGCAGGAUUCCUGUGUAACGAAGGUACCUCCGUCCCUGUGGAAUGCCCAGCAGGAUACUACUGUCCCGAAGGAAACAAGACUGAGCCCUGUCCUUACCUGACAUUCCGUAACAACACAGGAGCAGCCGUUGUCACUGACUGCUACCCAUGUCCGGCAGGAUACUUCUGUAACCAAACAGGUAUA